Molecule: messenger RNA, 2301 nt
Organism: Populus trichocarpa (black cottonwood)
Lineage: Eukaryota; Viridiplantae; Streptophyta; Magnoliopsida; Malpighiales; Salicaceae
Exons: 4
Coding region: 1-2301 (766 amino acids)
Biological process (GO): DNA integration
Molecular function (GO): nucleic acid binding
Source: RefSeq, a predicted model, not a curated record
AUGCUGGAGGCAGGCAUAGUGCAGCCCAGCAAUAGCCCCUUUGCCUCUCCAGUCGUGCUGGUGAAGAAGAAGGAUCAGACAUGGCGGUUUUGUGUUGAUUUUCGAGCUCUCAACAAAAUCACUAUCAAAGAUAAGUACCCCAUUCCUAUAAUAGAUGAAUUGUUAGAAGAACUAGAAGGGGCAGCCAUUUUUUCAAAAAUUGAUCUAAGGGCAGGUUACCAUCAGAUUUGGAUGGUUUCAGAAGAUGUUUUUAAAACAACCUUUAGAACACACAAUGGCCACUAUGAAUUCCUAGUCAUGCCCUUUGGCCUAUCUAAUGCACCGGCCACUUUCCAAAGUCUAAUGAAUGAUAUUUUUCGAGAUCAUUUGAGGAAAUUUAUUUUGGUUUUCUUUGAUGAUAUACUAGUUUACAGUAAGACCAUGGCCGACCACAUACAACACCUUAGGUUGGUAUUUGAACUGUUAUGUACCCAUCAAUUAGUAGCAAAGGAAAGCAAGUGUGUGUUUGGGACAAAACAAAUGGAAUACCUGGGACAUGUGAUCACUAAGGAGGGAGUGUCAACAGACCCACAUAAAGUUACUGCUAUCUUGCAAUGGCCAGUACCUACAACCAUCAAACAGCUUAGAAGUUUCCUGGGCUUAACAGGGUAUUAUAGAAAGUUUGUGCAAGGUUAUGGAACUAUUUGCAGACCUCUUACUCAGUUAUUGCAGAAGGACUCCUUCAUAUGGACAGACACGGCUACCAUGGCUUUCAAGCAGCUCAAAGAAGCAAUGUCCCAGCCCCCUGUGCUAGCUCUGUCGAAUUUUGACAAAACAUUUGUAGUAGAGACUGAUGCUUCAGGAGUGGGUAUAGAGGCAGUUCUGAUGCAAGAAGGACACCCCAUUGCAUUUGUGAGCAAAGCUUUAGGUCCUCGACAGCUAGCACUAUCAACUUAUGAGAGGGAGUUGUUGGCCAUUGUCUUUGUUGUAUGGCUAACUAAGCUUUUGGGUUUUGAUUAUGAUAUUGAAUAUCGAAGGGGCAAAGACAACCUAGCUGCAGACGCCCUUUCCCGAGUUUCUCACAAUGAGUUAGGUGCCUUAACCCUUUCUUCCAUUUCCACCACUAUCAUGGAAGACAUUAAGAAGACUUGGGACACUGAUCAAAACCUGCAGCAGCUCAUAGCAGACCUCACCAAGGAUGCUAGCUCACACCCCAACUACUCAUGGGUCAAUGACACUCUUAUUCAAAAAGGAAAGGUGUUCUAUUGGAAGAAACUCCAAAGGCUGGUAAGACAAUAUGUCAGGGAAUGCCCAAUUUGUCAGCAGAACAAGGUGGAAAAUGUCAAGCCUCCAGUAGCCAAAGUCUUUAUGGAAAAUGUGUAUAAGCUGCAUGGGAUGCCAACAACAAUUGUGAGUGACAGGGACAACAUCUUCCUCAGCCAGUUUUGGAAAGAGCUAUUUAAACAGCAGGGGGUCAACUUGCAAUACUCUACAGCCUAUCAUCCACAGUCUGAUGGACAGACAGAAGUGGUCAAUAAAUGUAUCGAGGGCUACUUAAGAUGCAUGACAGGAACCAUCCCUGCACAAUGGGGACGAUGGUUGAGCUCCUGUGAAUGGUGGUACAACACGAACUACCACACCUCUACUAAGAAGACACCCUACGAGAUCCUAUAUGGAAUGGCGCCUCCAAUUCACCUUCCCUAUACACCUAAGGACUCACCAUUGGAGGUUGUGGACCAGUACUUAACUCAAAGGGAAGACAUGUUCAAGCUCAUCAGGAACAACCUCCUGCAGUCCCAAAACAGAAUGACACAGCAAGCAAACAAGAAAAGGAACGAAAGAAUGUUCUCUGAAGGUGACUUAGUUUAUCUAAAACUACAGCCAUAUCGACAACAAUCGGUUCACAAACGAAGCUCUUACAAAUUAUCAGCAAAGUAUUACGGUCCCUACACUAUCAUUAAGAAGAUUGGAACUGUAGCCUACAAACUACAAUUACCUGCUACUGCUGUGGUACAUCCGGUAUUUCAUGUGUCCCAGUUGAAGAAACAUGUAGGCAAUCAUGUUGUGCAGUCUGAUCUUCCUGUUCUUUCGGACAAACCACUGCUGCAUCCACAGAAAAUUAUUGAAAGGAGAAUGGUUAAAAGAGGGAAUACUGCAACAACCCAGUACUUGGUUCUAUGGAAGAACUUACCUUUGACAGAAGCGACUUGGGAAGAUGCGGAGGAGUUUAAUUGGCGAUUCCCUCAAUCUCACCUUGAGGACAAGGUUGAUCUCAUGAAAGGGGCAUUGUCACAAACAGAAUGGAAGCAGACGCGAACUUAA